Loxodonta africana (African savanna elephant) is the source of this 3902-nucleotide messenger RNA. It is a transcript of the gene ADAM23, whose product is annotated as ADAM metallopeptidase domain 23. Gene Ontology annotation, biological process: proteolysis. The coding region runs from base 1 to 2457 and encodes 818 amino acids. The record is from RefSeq and is a predicted model, not a curated record. NCBI's taxonomy places the organism in Eukaryota, Metazoa, Chordata, Mammalia, Proboscidea, Elephantidae. Gene Ontology annotation, cellular component: presynaptic membrane. The transcript is spliced from 25 exons. Gene Ontology annotation, molecular function: metalloendopeptidase activity.
AUGAAGCCGCCCGGCAGCAGCUCCUGGCGGCCGCCCCGGGCGGGCUGCAGCCUCCUCGGUGCCUCCUACAGCUCCCGCGGCCGUCCCGUCGGCCCUGCGCUGGCCCGCGCCGUCGCCCGCGCGCCGCCCUGUCGCCUACUCCUCGUCCUUCUCCUGCUGCCUCCGCUUGUCGCCUCGUCCCGGCCCCGCGCCUGGGGGACUGCUGCAGCCGGCGCUCCGCAUUGGAAUGAAACUGCAGAAAAAAAAUUGGGAGUCCUGGCAGAUGAAGACAAUACAUUGCAACAGAACAGCAGCAGUAAUAUCAGUUACAGCAAUGCAAUGCAGAAAGAAAUCACACUACCUUCAAGACUCAUAUAUUACAUCAACCAAGACUCAGAAAGCCCCUACCAUGUUCUUGACACAAAGGCAAGACACCAGCAAAAACAUAACAAGGCUGUCCAUCUGGCCCAGGCAAGCUUCCAGAUUGAAGCCUUCGGCUCCAAAUUCAUUCUUGACCUCGCAUUGAACAAUGGUUUGCUGUCUUCUGAUUAUGUGGAGAUUCACUAUGAAAAUGGAAAACCGCAGCUCUCUAAGGGUGGAGAGCACUGUUACUACCAUGGAAACAUCAGAGGCAUCAAGAACUCCAGGGCAGCUCUGUCAACCUGCAACGGACUUCAUGGCAUGUUUGAAGAUAAUACCUUUAUGUAUAUGAUAGAACCGCUGGAGCUGCUUCAUGAUGAAAAAAGCACAGGUCGACCACAUAUAAUCCAAAAAACCUUGGCGGGACAAUAUUCUAAGCAAAUGAAGAAUCUCAGUAUGGAAAGAAGUGACCAGUGGCCCUUUUUAUCGGAAUUGCAGUGGCUGAAAAGGAGAAGAAAGAGAGCAGUGAAUCCAUCUCGUGGUGUGUUUGAAGAAAUGAAAUAUUUGGAACUUAUGAUUGUUAAUGAUCACAAAACGUAUAAGAAGUAUCGCUCUUCUCAUGCCCAUACCAACAACUUUGCUAAGUCUGUGGUCAACCUUGUGGAUUCUAUUUACAAGGAGCAGCUCAAUACCAGGGUUGUCCUGGUGGCCGUAGAGACCUGGACUGAGAAGGAUCACAUUGACAUCACCACCAACCCUGUGCAGAUGCUCCAUGAGUUCUCCAAGUACCGGCAGCGCAUCAAGCAGCAUGCUGAUGCUGUGCACCUCAUCUCGCGUGUGACAUUUCACUAUAAGAGAAGCAGUCUGAGUUUCUUCGGAGGUGUCUGUUCUCGCACAAGAGGAGUUGGUGUGAAUGAGUAUGGUCUUCCAAUGGCAGUGGCACAAGUAUUAUCGCAGAGCCUGGCUCAAAACCUUGGAAUCCAAUGGGAACCUUCUAGCAGAAAGCCAAAAUGUGACUGCACAGAAUCCUGGGGUGGCUGCAUCAUGGAGGAAACGGGGGUAUCCCAUUCCAGGAAGUUCUCAAAGUGCAGCAUUUUGGAAUAUAGAGACUUUCUACAGAGAGGUGGUGGAGCCUGUCUGUUCAACAGACCAACAAAGCUGUUUGAGCCCACUGAGUGUGGAAAUGGAUAUGUAGAACCUGGGGAGGAAUGCGAUUGUGGUUUCCAUGUGGAAUGCUAUGGAUUGUGCUGCAAGAAAUGCUCCCUCUCCAAUGGGGCCCACUGCAGUGACGGGCCCUGCUGUAACAAUACCUCAUGUCUUUUUCAGCCACGAGGGUACGAAUGUCGGGAUGCCGUGAAUGGGUGUGAUAUUACUGAAUAUUGUACUGGAGACUCUGGCCAGUGCCCACCAAAUCUUCAUAAGCAAGAUGGAUAUGCAUGCAAUCAAAAUCAGGGCCGCUGCUACAAUGGGGAGUGCAAGACCCGGGAUAACCAGUGCCAGUACAUCUGGGGAACAAAGGCUGCAGGGUCUGAUAAGUUCUGUUAUGAAAAGUUGAAUACAGAAGGCACCGAGAAGGGAAACUGCGGGAAGGACGGAGAUCGAUGGAUCCAGUGCAGCAAACAUGAUGUGUUCUGUGGAUUUUUACUCUGUACCAAUCUUACUCGAGCUCCACGUAUUGGUCAACUUCAGGGUGAGAUCAUUCCAACUUCCUUCUACCACCAAGGCCGGGUGAUUGACUGCAGUGGUGCUCAUGUGGUUUUAGAUGAUGAUACAGACGUGGGCUAUGUGGAAGAUGGAACGCCAUGUGGCCCAUCUAUGAUGUGUUUAGAUCGGAAGUGCCUACAGAUUCAGGCCUUAAAUAUGAGUAGCUGCCCUCUCGAUUCCAAGGGCAAAGUCUGCUCAGGCCAUGGGGUGUGUAGUAAUGAAGCCACCUGCAUCUGUGAUUUUACCUGGGCAGGAACAGACUGCAGUAUCCGGGAUCCAGUGAGGAACCUUCACCCGCCCAAGGACGAAGGACCCAAGGUGAACAUGGCCACAAGCAGGCUAAUAGGUGCUGUGGCAGGCACGAUUCUGGCCCUGGGGGUGAUUUUUGGAGGCACAGGGUGGGGAAUAGAGUAAGCAUCUUUAUGAGUUUCAGAGUGUUUCUGUUUGGUGUCUGGUGUGUGAGGUGACCCUUGGUAUCUGACUCCUUUAUGUAUUGUCUCAUUGACUGUGUUCCCUGUGGUGGUGCAACUUCUGGUGUGAUUUGUAUGUAUUUGUGUCCUGUGGUUUUCUUGUGCAGUGUAGAACCUUCUCCUGUCUGGAACAAUGUGGGGCAUAAAAUAAUGUUGGGGGUUCUUACUAUAUCUUCACAAUUGAGGCAACAGUCUAAAAGUUUCCAUUGUUCCUCCACAAAAGUAAUUUUAAAAUGUACACCAUCUCCUCACUUAUUGACAUGGUUAGAGUCCAAAGACUAGGUCAUAAUGUGAAGUCAGCCUUAUACGAAAACAGAGGAUGACCACAUCAGAUCACAGAAUGGAGGAUGACUACAUCAUUAUAUAACUGCCAAAUUAUGUCAUCACGUAACUGCCAAACCACUGAGAAUCAUGGCCCAGCCAAGUUGACACAUAACCUGAGUCAUCACAGGCAGCAUUACUCUCACCUCAUGCCUUGGCAUUUGUUACUGCCAGACAUAUGUCGUUAAUCCACAGAAAUAGAUAGUAGGUUUUUUACUAUUGUCAUAAAUGUGAAAUGUUAGAUAACAAGAUAGUUGGUAAGUGAGGAGAUACAGAUUAUUUUUACUAACUAGCAAAAAUAUCAUGAGCAUUUUAUUAGGAUGCUUAUAAUGAGUUUAAUCUUCAUGCAGUCAGUUAGGUCCACAUAUGCAAGCAGAAAUUAUAAACAGCUGAAAUGUCUUUCCAAGAUAAUCUAAAUGGCAGCCACGAAUAUUGUCUCAGUUUUUUAAAGUCAUAUAGGAGGCUAUAAGCUAAUUGGGGGGGGAGGUGUUUAGGAUACUGCCUUCAUUUUUUCAUAUAAAACAGAUUCAUAAUUUAAGUUUGAAGUUUGCAUAAAUAUUUGGGAGCUAGCACAAUUAAAAACGGAAAGCCUACACAGCCUUAAGUGAAUCAUUGGAAGUUAUCUGUGGGGUUUGUCUUAAAAAUAGCCAGGGUAUUAAUAUUUUAUGCCACUUUCCCAUUACAGUGUCACAGAGGUCCAGCUCUCCUGGUGCCUUUAUUUAGGUUGCUCUGUACUUAGUCCACAUCCUCAGAGUAGUUGUCAGUUCUCUGUGGAAUACUGCUUUCAUGAUAUUGCUAAUUCAUAGACUAAAAGAUCAUCGUGACUUUUUUCUAAUUACAGAGAGAGCAUUCACAAAUGACAAAAUACCCCUUUAUGUACCGUCAUUUCUGUUCACUGUGAUGGUGGCAACACCUCACAGUGGUUCAGGAAUAAAUUAAUGGCAUCUUAAGGAAUCACCACAUGUCCUCUAUUCAAGCAGGCCAAAUCAUGGGCAUGUUGAUAGUUUCAGACACAUUCCUUCUUAGCCACAUCAGUUGGCAUACACAGAUCCCUUUCUUACACAGUGG